Musa acuminata subsp. malaccensis (wild Malaysian banana) is the source of this 653-nucleotide messenger RNA. NCBI's taxonomy places the organism in Eukaryota, Viridiplantae, Streptophyta, Magnoliopsida, Zingiberales, Musaceae. The record is from RefSeq and is a predicted model, not a curated record.
GAAGGGCGGAGGACCGACGAGCAGGAGGGCGGAAAAGGAAGAGGGGAGGAGAUGCGUUGGUAUUUGGUAGCGGCUCUUCUCACUCUCCUCACCAGUUCCCAGGGAAUUUUGACAACACUGUCACAAAGUCAUGGAAAAUACAAAUAUGACUAUGCUACGGUUCCAUUUCUUGCAGAAGUUUUCAAGCUUGUGGUAUCUAGCUUCUUCCUUUGGAAGGAGUGCCAAGCAUCAUCUUCUGCUCCUAGGAUGACUACAGAUUGGAAGAGUGUCCGUUUAUUUCCCAUUCCUUCUAUCAUUUAUCUUGUUCACAACAAUGUCCAGUUUGCUACCUUGACUUAUGUGGAUCCAUCAACAUAUCAGAUAAUGGGUAAUUUGAAAAUUGUCACAACUGGUAUCUUAUUCAGGUUCUUUCUGAGGAGGAAGUUGUCAACCCUACAGUGGAUGGCGAUUGUUCUAUUAACUGUUGGGACAACUACAAGCCAGGUGAAAGGUUGUGGAGAGGCAUCUUGUGACUCACUAUUUUCAGCACCUAUACAAGGUUACAUGUUUGGACUCUUGUCUGCCUGUCUUUCUGCACUAGCUGGUGUUUAUACAGAAUACUUGAUGAAGAAGAACAACGACACCCUGUACUGGCAGAAUGUGCAACUAUAUAC